GGUGUAUCUGCAGCACAUACAAGACUGGAGUGUGGUAAAAUUUUUUGUGGUGCCAACUUUUUCUUUUUCUUAUUUCUUGAAUUUUGCGUAGAAAUCUGUUGCAGCAGCAUUUUCAUGGCUUCUCAGGGCCUCCAGAUCUUGGGUGUUUUACUGGCCUUCUUUGGUUGGCUGGGCGCCAUCAUCACCUGCAGUUUGCCCAUGUGGAGAGUCACCGCUUUCGUGGGGGCAAAUAUCGUCACAGCCCAGGUGAUCUGGGAAGGCUUGUGGAUGAGCUGUGUGGUCCAGAGCACGGGGCAAAUGCAGUGUAAGAUGUACGACUCCAUGCUGGCUCUGCCUCAGGACCUGCAGACUGCCAGGGCCAUGGUGAUCAUCUCUGUGAUUGUUGGGAUAUUCGGCAUCCUCAUGGCUGUGAUCGGAGGAAAAUGCACCAACUGCAUGGAGGAUGACGUGGCCAAAGCUAAAACCUGCAUCGUGGCUGGAGUGAUAUUCAUAAUAACUGCCUUGCUGAUCUUGAUUCCUGUAUCGUGGUCAGCUCAUGCAGUAAUCAGCGACUUUUAUAACCCCCUAGUGGUUGAGGCUCAAAGAAGGGAGCUUGGAUCUUCACUUUACAUAGGCUGGUGCUCUGCUGCGGUGCUGCUGAUGGGAGGUGGUCUUCUCUGCAGCAGCUGUCCCCCAAAAGUUGGUGGCAGACCCUACAUACCUGCCAAAUUCACACCUGUAAGAAGCAUAUCUUCAAAUGUUGACUAUGUGUGA
Neolamprologus brichardi is the source of this 753-nucleotide messenger RNA. RefSeq names its product claudin-4. The record is from RefSeq and is a predicted model, not a curated record. Lineage: Eukaryota; Metazoa; Chordata; Actinopteri; Cichliformes; Cichlidae. Gene Ontology annotation, molecular function: structural molecule activity. Gene Ontology annotation, cellular component: bicellular tight junction; membrane.